UCCGCUCGCUGCGGCCCAGCGCUACGACCAUGUACUGGCGACGCGCGGCCCUGGCGGGGACGUGGUUUGUCCGGGGCGGGAGCAGCUCGGCCUGCCGGCUCGGCGGUACAGCGGGAGCGUCGGCAUCUGGGAUGGGGAACAGCGCAUCAUCUUCUUUGGGAGAUGCGGCAGUGGCUCCCGUGACUCAGAUCCAAGAAACCAUUUCUGAUAACUGUGUGGUGAUUUUCUCGAAAACAUCGUGUUCUUACUGUACCAUGGCAAAGAAACUUUUCCAUGACAUGAAUGUUAACUACAAAGUGGUGGAGCUGGACAUGCUUGAAUAUGGAAGCCAGUUUCAGGAUGCUCUGUACAGAAUGACCGGGGAAAGAACAGUGCCAAGAAUAUUUGUCAAUGGAACUUUUAUUGGAGGUGCAACUGACACCCACAGGCUUCACAGAGAAGGAAAAUUGCUUCCACUAGUUCACCAGUGUUAUUUAAAAAAAAAGAAGAGGGAAGAAUUUUAGUGAUGGAGGUGCCCCUAACUUUGCUCAUGAACUGUCAGCUAUUUAAAGUGAUAACGCCUUUUAAAUACUCGAGGGUGUUUCACGUAUAUGGAUUAUCUUCAUGAAAAAGCGGGAAAAAUAACAAACAAUAAAUCAUUGUGGAAAUUUCAUCUUCCUGCUUGCCACUUCUUCAGCAAAAAGGGAUGGUAUUUAAAACUGAAGGAGUGGAGUUGUAUCGAAAGAUCGGGAAAUUUGAAACUUUAUGCUGUACACCAGAAAUGGACACAUUGUAAAUUGACUAUACUUCAGUUAAAAAAAAAAAAAGAUCAGGAAAGAAUGUAUUUUAUUAGGAAUGUCUGUAUGAAUUUUUCAGCCAAGAGCUAGAAGGUAAGCAUUUGGGAUUCUUUAUUCUGUGUAGUAUUCAGAAGGUGUUAAUGCCUUGCCUCUUAGAGCUUUUAGUGGUGAGCUCUGGUGUGUGAGUUCUCUUUGAAGUGUAAGGCUCUGAUACAGUUGUGAACUCGGUGGGGAUAUCCUUGUACUAUAUUGUGAUGAGCCGUCACACUUGUGCCUCUAGAGUAAGAGAAGUAAAUUAAAUUUGUGGGCUGGAGUGAAAUUGGUUUCAGAGAAAUCAGAUUAUUCAUUUAAUGAUUUAGUAGAGAACAAAACUGUACCUCUGGGCAGAAAUUAAAAGGAGGAAGAUUUCAGCAUUGUGAGGAUGAACUUCUGAAACAGUCCAGAACCGUGCUUGAGUGUGACGUGGAGAGUUCUGCUUUUCCUAUCAACAAGAAUUUAAGUGCCUAAGGAGCUUUUUUCUGGCUGAGUCCACAGAGUCACAUGGGGCAGAUGCUGGGAAGAGAAAACUCUUCCUUGGAGGUGGGAGGAAAAUGGAUUUUAAGAGAAGUGGCGUGCUUCUGCUUUCUGGUCAAGAUGGACCAGGGAAUCUGGGGUAGACCUGUGGAAGACAGCUGGUGUCUUAUUUUUUUGCCAUUUGCCAUCAAUUAUGUUUCCUAAAUAUUCUAUUAAAUUGUCAUUAGACCUUGAUAAAGCAAGAAUUUGGACUAUUUCAUUCUGAUGAGAUAAUUUAAAUUUUAACACUUGAAUGGAACAGAGCUGGAAUCAUUCCUUUAGGCCUUUAAUUUGCAUCAUGUCAUGAGAAAUUCUUACGUAUUUGCUGUUGUAAACUAUAUUAGAGAGUAGAGGAAAUCUGUUACUUUAUGUGAUAGUGUGAUUUAUAUUAAGAAAUAUGUAUUCGAUCUUCAUACCAUUCCUGGCACGCAGCUGAAACCUCUGGAAUUUCCUGUGAGGACAGCUGGUAGUCUCCUUUGUUAUGUUAAUAAGCCUACUUUCAGAAAGCCCCUAACGAUAGGGACUGGUUGCCACGGGAACCAGCCUUGUGAUUAGAGGGUUGGAAAUUUCAGCCCGAUCCCCACCCUGUGGGUUGGGGUGAAGGGCUGGAGAUUGAGUUGGGUCACCCGUGGCCAGUAAUUUAAUCAAUAAUGCCUAUGUAGUGAAACCUCUUUAACAAUCCAAAGGAACGGAUUUGUGAAGCUCUUGGUUGUGAACGCUAGAUUCAGGGAGAAUGACAUGCCCAGAGAGGGCACAGAAGCUCUCUGCCCUUUCUCCGUACCUUGCUCUACAUCUCUCACAACUGGCUGUUCUUGAGUUACAUCCUUUUAUAACAAACAGAUAAUCUAGAAGGUAAAGUGUUUCUGAGUUCUGGGAGCUGCUCUUGCAAAUUAAUCAAACCCAAGGAGGAGGUUGUUGGAAUCAGAAGCACAGGUGACAACCUGGACUUGAGAGUGGCAUUAAAAAUGACACUGAGGGGGCAGUCGUGGGGCUGAGCAGCUGCCCUGCUGACAGGCCAAUCCUGGGUGACCAAGAGCUUUAUUUUAACUGGUUACACAGGGAUUUGUUACAAAGCUUGGGGUUAACGAAGAGCUUUGGAUGGGGGACCAUAACAAAUCCUCAGUGGAAGAAGUCCUAAUUGGUACUUACAGUGAGUAUACGUAUUAGAUCAAGACAGAGAAGUGUUCAAAUCGUUAAUCACAGUAAGUGUAUCAGGAGGUAGGUGAACCCUCUUGGAACUGGAAGUUCCUUUUUAUAAAAUACCCAUAAUGCCAUCUUCUUUUAGUAUUUAUUUUGAGAAAUGGAAAUAGUGUAAAUCACACAGCAUGGUGCCUAGUAUUGAGAGUAGACAGUGUGUGAUGGCCAUUAUAGUAACACUGGCUCAGAAAUAUGUUGGGUUUCUUGCGGACCCAUCAGGGUUUUCCAAGAGCCUAGCUAAGAUUUUAGGGGAAUUUUCAUUUCUUCUCUCUUCCUGUAUGUCUUAGCUCAAGCUGCUAUAAUGAAUUUCCAAACUGGAAGGUUUAGACAUUUCUUUCUUAUGUUUCUGGAGGCUGGAAAGUCCAAGAUCAAGGAGCAGACUAAUUUGGUUCUUGGUGAAGGCCCCCUUCCUGGUUGGCAGAUGGCCACCUCCUUGCUGUGUCUUUACACUGCAGAGGGUGGGGAGAACGUGAGCUCUCACCUCUUACUGUACAGGCACCAAUUCAUCGUGAGGCCUCCACCCUCAAGACCUCAUCACCUCCCAAAGGCCCCAACGUCAAAUACCGUCACACUGGGGACUGGGUUUCAACAUACAAAUUUGGGGGAAACACAUUCAGCCCUAACACCAUUACAACCGGAUAAAAGUCUAGUAGAAAUCCAAGGCAAAAUUAGGUAUUGGUGCUUUCAGCAGCUCUGCUUUCUUUCCAGAACCUCAGGUUAGAAAGAAAAUAGUGACCAGGUUAAGAAAAACUAAUGAUACCUUUUUUUUUCGGUCUUCUAUUUUAUUUUUAAUGUUAAUAUCUGAAAAAUAAAGUUUAAUAUUUU
Vicugna pacos (alpaca) is the source of this 3350-nucleotide messenger RNA. RefSeq names its product glutaredoxin 2 (gene GLRX2). The record is from RefSeq and is a predicted model, not a curated record. Gene Ontology annotation, cellular component: mitochondrion. NCBI's taxonomy places the organism in Eukaryota, Metazoa, Chordata, Mammalia, Artiodactyla, Camelidae. Gene Ontology annotation, molecular function: protein-disulfide reductase activity.